Messenger RNA from Ilex paraguariensis (yerba mate), 973 nucleotides. The record is from the annotation of a GenBank genome assembly. NCBI's taxonomy places the organism in Eukaryota, Viridiplantae, Streptophyta, Magnoliopsida, Aquifoliales, Aquifoliaceae.
CGUCUCGAUGUGUCAAAAGCACACACGUCCUCUGCUCACCUCUCUCUCCCAACAUCUCUGAGUUGUACCCUUUUUGCAUGCAUUUGCAAUGGCGGGAACACUUCAAACCCUACACCUCAACCCUCUGGCCACUAGAACUGCUCCUUUCCGACGACAACCACCAUUUGUACCGGCGAUCAAUAUCCCAUUUUUCGGCGGUUUCUCCGUUGAUGUCAGCCAGAAGAAUUCGCUUCUUUGGAAACUCCGUUCAGUUCCAGGAAAACCCAUCAAAGCAAGUGAACAAUCUAAUCAGGGAAAUAGUGGUGUAGACCAGCCUAGUGGAGCUUCGGCUCCGGAGAAGGUGUUGAAUUGGACAAAACCGUUGUUGAAUUUUGCUGCAAAUAAUUUUCUUCCGCUAGCUCUUGUUGGUGGAGUAGCAUUAGGAAUUGCAAAUCCUACCCUUGGUUGUCUUGCUGAUAGAUAUUAUCUAUCAAAAUUUAGCACUUUUGGGAUUUUUAUUAUCUCAGGGCUGACAUUGCGUAGUGAAGAAAUUGGUGCAGCCACUGAAGCAUGGCCAGUUGGACUUUUUGGGCUAGGCUCUAUUUUGUUGUUCACUCCCUUCUUUUCAUGGCUUAUUCUGCAACUUCCGCUCCAACCUCAAGAAUUUGUUACAGCUUCUUUGCUAACCUUGGGCACUUCUCUGGUUCCUGCAGGAUUGGCUAUAUUUAAUUGCAUGCCAACAACAUUAUCAAGUGGAGUGGCACUCACUAGGCUUGCUGGAGGAAAUUCUGCCCUUGCUCUUGCAAUGACUCUGAUAUCUAAUCUGUUAGGAAUUUUAAUUGUCCCUUUCUCUAUCUCAAAGUUCAUUGCUGCCGGAGUUGGUUUAUCAGUUCCAACCAAGCAGUUGUUCAAAAGCCUUGUCCUCACUCUUUUAGUUCCUUUGAUCUUGGGGAAGGUAAUACCUCUGUUGAAUCCAUAUACUGCAUAUAUGUAA